Aethalodelphis obliquidens (Pacific white-sided dolphin) is the source of this 3268-nucleotide messenger RNA. It is a transcript of the gene RRH, whose product is annotated as retinal pigment epithelium-derived rhodopsin homolog. Gene Ontology annotation, cellular component: membrane. NCBI's taxonomy places the organism in Eukaryota, Metazoa, Chordata, Mammalia, Artiodactyla, Delphinidae. The transcript has 7 exons. Bases 1627 to 2640 code for a protein of 337 amino acids. The record is from RefSeq and is a predicted model, not a curated record. Gene Ontology annotation, biological process: G protein-coupled receptor signaling pathway; visual perception. Gene Ontology annotation, molecular function: G protein-coupled receptor activity.
CAGUUCUUAUAAAUAGAAAAAAUUAUUUCUGGAAGGUUUAAAUGGGUACUAAAACUAACUAGACAUAAUCCAUUACAGAAAAGGAAGGGAGUAUGAACCAAAGUAAACUCAAAAAAUUUUGAGUGAAUGGUGAAUGCAAAAAAAGAAAAAAAAAAGAAAAGAGACUUAAAACCUAACAACCCAUAGAUUUUUAACAGGGAGAGGUCAUCUUAGGUACUAUGUUCAUUGCUUUAGGGUCAUUUGAAAAUAUUUUGAUAUUGGAAUACUAAAGAGAUUCACUUUCCUAGUAUAGAUACACUUACAAAUAUUUCAUUAUGUUUAUAAAAAUUUGAGUACUAGUAGCUAUGGGAUCUGGGACAGAUCGACCAACCUGAUUUCAACUUCUUCAGUUUAUAUAUGUGUAUAACUGAGAAUUGAGGCAAAAGCAUUAUCCAGUCCCUUCUUGCUGUGCCAUUCUAAGAUUUAUAAAAUUAAAUUAAGUGGGUAAAUAUAGCCCUCUAGUGGUUCUAUUAUAUGCUUACACUGUUAACUUUGGUGCAUCUAGCAUUUCUGUAAAGUUACUGAUUUUUAGAAAUUCAGUAUUGAGAAGAAUAAGAUUUUUAUAUUACAUGGCAUAAAGAAUAUGAGGAAAAAAGGUAUAGGGAUAUAUUAUUCUAACAAUAAAUGUUCAUAUUAGAUUGUCACCCACUUAUGUUACCCACUUUUGGAGUUAUAACAAUAUAAUCCAGAAUAUUAGAAUUGCCCAGUACUUUACAAGAUGAAUUAUUGAAUCUAGAUACUUUGCUGGUGCAUGCUAUGAUUAUUACCAGAUUAACUACUUGUGCAUAUGAAAGUGUAGGGUAAAUGAACUGAAGUGAAUUGUAAAGUAGAUCAUGCUAUAUUCAUGCUUUAUUGACCUGGAAUUUAUGGUAUGGCUUUCGGGGAAAACAAAUUACAGAAUGAUUUUAUAUAUACAUAGCUCCCCAUUUUUUGAAAAGAAUGAAAAAAAAAGUGGAAGAAACCUCAAACAGUUGUAUAAAUACAUGUUUCUGUAAGCAAAGAAAAGCAGAAUAUACACCGAACAAUAUUAUUACCAUUAGGGGAGUAAAAUUUGGAAGGAUGGGGGAGAUUACUUCUUUACUUAACUCUAAUGAUUUAAAUUGUUAUGGAAAAAACAAAAGGAAUUGAAAUGGAAAACUUGAAAGGGUCAAACAGAAAACAGGGACCUUAAUCUGAAUCGUUUUAGAGCAGUAAGUCUGGCUCUUAAUUUUGAAACUGAUUUCCUGCAGAAAUCAGUUAGGUCAGGUCCUGAUCUGAUUUUCUGAGUUUGUUUAUUGUUUAAAUGGGAUGUGUGCACUUGAUAAUCUCCUUGGAUAUAAAGCUGAUGCCCUAAUUGGUUAAAAUGUGUGUUGCUCGUUAUUUCUCUUUAUUUUGCUAAUAAGCUUUUCCCUUGUUCUGGGAAUUAAAAAUCCUUUCCUCUUUAGCCCAAUUAAAUUUGUUAAGGGAGGGCCUCUAUGAAAAGGCCCUUCUUUGAGGUCUUUAAGUGGAAAUGAUUGGUUCUGAAAAUUCUUCCCUAGGUGGCUUUUGAAACAUUUCAUAGAUAUUGAAGGCCCAUUAUGAAGGCUAUCUUGAUAUCUUCCCUCCAAAAUGCUAAGGAAUAAUUUAGGCAACAGUUCAGACUCAAAGAAUGAAGACGGCUCGACCUUUUCACAGACUGAACACAAUAUUGUUGCAGCUUACUUGAUUACGGCAGGUAUGAUAAGUGUUCUCAGCAACAUAAUAGUUCUUGGCAUCUUCAUUAAGUACAAGGAGCUUCGGACACCCACAAAUGCAAUUAUCAUUAACUUGGCUGUUACUGAUAUAGGGGUCAGUAGCAUUGGCUACCCCAUGUCUGCUGCUUCAGAUCUGCAUGGAAGUUGGAAGUUUGGAUAUGCAGGAUGUCAGAUUUAUGCUGGAUUGAAUAUCUUUUUUGGAAUGGCAAGUAUUGGAUUGCUCACAGUUGUGGCUGUGGAUCGAUACCUGACCAUCUGCUGUCCUGAUGCAGGAAGAAGAAUGACCACCAACACUUACAUCAGCAUGAUUCUGGGGGCCUGGUUCAAUGGCCUCUUUUGGGCUUUGAUGCCUAUUGUUGGGUGGGCUAGUUAUGCCCCAGAUCCUACUGGGGCCACCUGUACCAUAAACUGGCGGAAAAAUGAUGUAUCUUUUGUUUCUUACACCAUGAUGGUUGUUGCGAUAAAUUUUAUUGUGCCCUUGAUAAUGAUGUUUUACUGCUAUUACCAUGUCACUCAAUCCAUUAAACAUCAUGCUACUAGUAACUGCACUGAGUAUCUCAACAGAGAUUGGUCAGAUCAGGUAGAUGUAACAAAGAUGUCUGUGAUAAUGAUACUCAUGUUUCUGGUGGCAUGGUCCCCUUAUUCCAUCGUGUGCUUAUGGGCUUCUUUUGGUGACCCGAAGAAGAUUCCUCCCUCAGUGGCCAUCCUAGCUCCACUGUUUGCAAAAUCUUCUACAUUCUACAAUCCCUGUAUUUAUGUGAUUGCUAAUAAAAAGUUCCGGAGGGCAAUGCUUGCCAUGUUCAAAUGUCAGACUCAUCAAGCAAUGCCCAUGGAGAGUAUCUUACCAAUGGAUGUACCCCAAAACCCACUGACUUCUGGAAAAGUCUGAAAUAAGAGGAAAGCACACAUUAUCAAAACAUUUGCUUUUUUUUUUAAUGAUUUAAUUUCACUUAAAAUCUGAGCCCAUUUCAAUCAAAUGCAGACAUAGAGGAUUGUCCUAAUAGACUGUAGAUUUCUCACGUGUAGUUUAUAAGUUCUUCUGUUGGUGCACUGGCCACUGUAGGGAAUGUUUCAUUGUUUCCUUAUAUGUAAACUUAUUGCUUAUCUCCUUUGGUGAAUAGAGGCACAUGAGAUUAAGGCCUCUUCUCUUUCUCCCUAUCAUGGCAUGUAUUACGCUGUACCUGGUACCUUGCCUGGUCCCUCCGUUAGAUCAGAAACAACUGCUAUUUUAAUAUUAGAAUAAAUUAUUAAUAAUAAGUAAUAGUCUUUAAUAAAUAAUUACUGAAAUGAGUUGUUGGAUGUUCCCAGCUAGAAUGGAAAACAUUUUUAGCACUUCACAAUUUAAAAAAUUUAAUGCAAUUAUUUAUUAAGUCUAUUUAAUAAAAAUGAUCAAAUGAAUAUUAAGCACUAUUGCUUUUAAAUCGCAUCAGUCAAUGCACAUAUAUAUUUUAUAUAGCAGUUUAUAAUCUGUGUAUACUAUUAUGUGUUCUGCAUUUUUAAUUACUGUUUUCAUGUGU